Molecule: messenger RNA, 694 nt
Organism: Dioscorea cayenensis subsp. rotundata (Guinea yam)
Lineage: Eukaryota; Viridiplantae; Streptophyta; Magnoliopsida; Dioscoreales; Dioscoreaceae
Product: protein RALF-like 33
Exons: 1
Coding region: 74-409 (111 amino acids)
Source: RefSeq, a predicted model, not a curated record
UUCUCUUUCUCUCUCUAACCCAAACCUUCUUUUUAGAGAGAGAAACACCAGCAUCUCUCCAACCCUCUCUUCAAUGGCGGAAGGAUUCCAUCGUUCCUUCAUCUCUCUUCUCCUUCUCCUCCUCCUCAUAGCCGGCGCUUCCGCUUCCGGCCACGAUCUCGGCUGGAUCCCACCGAAAUCGAUGUGCCGGGGCAUGAUCGCCGACUGCCUCGCUGAAGAGGAGUUCGAUCUCGAUUCCGAGGUCAACCGUCGGAUCCUCGCUACAUCCAGCUACAUCAGCUACGGCGCUCUUCGCCGUGACACCGUUCCUUGCUCUCGCCGUGGCGCAUCCUACUACAACUGCCGUGCCGGUGCCCAGGCCAAUCCCUACAAUCGUGGCUGCUCCGCCAUUACCCGGUGCCGUAGCUAAACUUUGAAACUUCUUCUUCUCUUCAUCUCUCUGUGUGUGUGUCUCUCUUUCUCUCUUUGUGUUUCUCUUUGUUGUGAUCUUUAUAAGCAUGAUGUUGUUGUUGUGAUGAUGAUGAUGAUGAUGAUGGUAUUCUUGUUCCCCUUGAUCUGAUUAGGGUUUUACUGGAUGUUGUGCUUUGAGAUUUGAAUUUAGAGGGGGAAUUAUUUAUAUGAUUAUUAUCGUUGUAUUAAUAUUUGCUAUUUUCAAUGUAUUUUCUUGUACAAUAUCAAGCCUAUUUCUUCGUCA